UCAAAAAGCCCGUGUCCUGACCGCAGUACCCAUCGAGUGGAUAGUGUUGAAUAAUUUUGCGCCUUGGUAUUUUUUCUUUACUUGGGAGUAAUAUAUUUGGAAUAUACAUGCAGUCGUCAAGCUCAACAGAGAAAUGCGCUGCUAGUCUGGAAAAGACUGCUAGACGUUGAGCUCUCUGUUUGCUGUAUGAGGGACACAACUGCACAGAUGGAGUCAAGGGUUCCCCACCACAUCCCUGGAGUGUCUUCCUCCAUUAUAUCCCAGCCGUUGCUGGACAGUAGUGUCCCCUAUGGAAGGCUACAGCACCCGCUCACCAUCUUCCCCAUCGACCAGAUUAAGUCCUCUCACAUGGAGAACGACUAUAUUGACAGUCCGGCUGUGGUCUCCCAGCAACCCCCCAGCCAGAAGGUUGCCAAAAGGGGGCCCCACGAGCCACUGCUAGGAGCCCCCCAGCUGGCACGCUGCGACCCCAACGACGCCACCACACACCCCUGGAUCUCCUUCAGCGGGCGGCCCAGCUCCAUCAGCAGUAGCAGCAGCACCUCGUCAGACCAGAGGCUGCUGGACCACGCAGCCCCUACCCCCGUGGUGGACCACAGGUCCACAGUAGUCACCACCAGGACCCCCUGUUGCGAGCCCAAGGUGCUCACCUCCAAGCCUCUGGACCUAAAGGCUGCUGCCCAGGGGGCCAUGGCGGUGGACAAGAAGCACAUGCUGCUGUGUGAGACAUGUGGUAAGUGCCGCUGCACAGAGUGCACCCUGCCCCGAACCCUGCCUUCCUGCUGGGUGUGCAACCAGGAGUGCCUGUGCUCGGUGCAGAGCCUGGUGGACUCGGCCACCUGCAUGUGCCUGGUCAAGGGCAUUUUCUACCAUUGCACCGAGGAUGAGGACGACGAGGGCUCUUGCGCCGACCGCCCAUGCUCCUGCCAACAGUCUAACUGCUGCGCACGCUGGUCCUUCAUGACGGCCAUGUCCCUGGUGCUGCCCUGUAUGAUGUGCUACCUGCCCGCCAUGGGCUGUGUCAAACUGUCGCAGAAGUGCUACGAUAAAACCAGCCGCCCGGGCUGCCGCUGCAAGAACUCCCAGCAGGCCUGUAAGAGUAUGGAGGCCAAGGCUGGAGGCCAGGGGAAACAGUCCUCAUGAUACUAACUGGCUGUUGCCUUAUCAAUACCCUUUGGAUAGACCAAGCCCCCCACCCGCUAAAAGACUUCCCAAAAACUAUGGUACUUACAGAAGUGUUCACACCUGUCCUUUUAAAUUCUAGUGAUGUUAUGCCACGCAAGUUAAAAUAGGUCUGUCUGAUAGAUCUGUUGGCCUAGACAACUGCUUGCCUCAGAACCCAUCCUUAUGAGUGUAACAGACUGGUGGAUUUUGUUUUAUAAAAUGGCCGAAGGCACAAGUCAUACUCCCCUCCUAUACGGCUCUGAAUUUAUAGCUUCAUGAUAGCUAGCUACUCCAUGACAAAUUGGACACCAGUUGUUUUCCCCCUAACAUAAAGAUAUAUGUUUGAGAAAAUAAGCCUGUUCCAAAGCAGUUUCCCUCUAUUUUUUUUUUGCAAACUGUUGGUUUUCCUUUUUGGUAGUUUAGGAUACUUGAAGUGAAACCACCACCCACUCUCCUCUAUAUAUGAACAUUCUUGAGGUUUCAGUCCCACACCAGCUUUCCUGUUGCUAGCUUGACGUUGAGCUCUUUAGGUCAAGGUGACAAAGUGAGAGGUAGUCAUGUGGCUUUGGAGCGAUAGUCUGUUUUCUAUAUUCUUGUUUGUGUGCUCGUACGAUAUGUAAGGUCAUGCCACAAGUGAGUGGAAAAUCUGUGUUUAGGAUUGCCUGACUUGAUCACUUCCUUAAGGGGAAACGUAAUAUGGAUUUUAACCUCGCUUUUACCAAUCACUUCGGAAAUGGCAUGUCAUGCACUGCAUGAUGUAACUUAGUGCUUAACCCCAGUGCUAGAUGUGGAUGUGUUGUAGAAAAACCUCCUCAGGGAUUGUUCCUCAUCUGUAGAAUUUGGUCUAGCUGCUAGACUCUAGCACGUAAGAACUGCGUUGAAAGCCCAGUUGACUUCACUUUGCACAAGGAGCGAAGAACCAUUUAAAAAGGGCAAAAGGGCAAUUGUGAAUUAUUUAGGAAGAGUGAGAGGAAAUGGCUGGAAAAAUAGCAUUUUCAGGAAGAGGGAGAAGGUAGAGCGAAGUUGUAGCGUGUCUAGCCAGCCUUAGUUAAAUGCAAUCUGCCACUUGCACAACCUUUUUAGAUGAAGCAAACCUCUUAUGAUGGACUAAAGCACAGUAUUAAGUAUAUAAAGGCUUAAUGUAUUUUGCAUUACUCUGUGAACUACUUUGAGUCCACAUUGUAUACCCCACUACUAAAAAAAGUAGAGUUUUGUCUUAUGUUAGAAAUAUUCUUGACCUUUUAUUUUCUCAAUCUAUUUUUUUGUGUCUUGCAUGGAGUUCCAAUGACUUUGCCAAAAGGAGUUUAGCAUAGCUUGUUUAGCUGUCUAAGGGAUCAUAUGUGUGUUAUGCACUUGCCAAAUGGUCGGAAGGCAAUUGUUCUUAAAGGUACGGUGCCCUUUUUGCAGUUUGCUUCAGUUUGGCAUAAUUCUGUCACGUUUGUUCUAAGGUCCCCUAAUAACAUUAGGACCUGUCACCUUCUCAUGUUUGUAAUUCAAUCCAAGGAAAAGGUGCCAACAUUGGGAAUGAUUAUGUGGCUGGCAAAGCCAGGGAGAAAAAAAUUGCAAAUGUGUUGACAAUAUGUUAUAGAAAUAGACCUAUGCAGGUGACAUGCUGUUGUAAAUAGUUUCAAGACACGUGUUCUUUAGAAGAGUUUUAAAUGUCCUCGAAAAAUUGCAUGGUACAUUAUAAUUACAAUUCAGUACAAAAUAUAUAGAGAUAUGUAGAUAUAUAUUUUGGGGGUAAAGUUGAGGUUGAGGGGGAAGUGUGCCCUGCAAUAAAAAUACCUCUGUUUAUGCUAUUCAUGCCUCAUUAGCAGGAGAGAGGCGAAGCUAAUUCCCAGUCCCCCAGUGCCCCUGAAACUGUGGACUCAUUGAAUCCACUGAAGGAAUACAAUUUCGGCCUAUCCGGAUCAAUCCAUUUGGUCCUUUUUGUGCUCGGUGUCACAACUUUUUUAUUUUUCCCUUCCCAAGUUGUCCGACAAAUACCCUUGCCUUGAUUGACAAAUACAGCUGCUGUGCAUAAAUUGUCAAAACCACCGGUAGGGAAAGAGAACUCUCUCAAGCUACAUUCCAUCUUGUUUAAUAGUGGUCGUCUUUUGCUUUUCUGCUUAUUUGUUUUAUGUCUGUCUCUCACUGUGGCUAGGGUAAAACCCUUAGCUCCAAACCGCGUUAGCUUUAUGUUUAUGCCAUGUGUUUGCUGGCCUGUUAAGGUAUUGAAUGAUGACCAACCAUGACAACUCAAUGAUUAAACUUUUUUUCUAUUAGAAUGCUGUGACUUAAACUCCAUUUUGUGGUUCACUGUGGCCACUAGAAUUUUCUUCAACUCAAUCAAAAUAACCUUUUAAACGGCUGGCUUCUGCUAUUCAAUUUCUUUGCCUUUGCCAUGUCAAUGUUGAUUGAAAAAGAGCUUUUGUUUUGUUAAAAUAUAACAAAAAGAAAAAUUCUCACAUAUAACAUUUUCCCUUUUAUAGAUAUAUUUAUUUUGAAGUUCUAUUUUAUAUAGUAUUUAUUUAGAUGCCAACUUUUGUUUGAAGAAAGCUUAUGUCGAAACGGAAUGUACAUUGACAUUGGAAAUAUAUAUUGUUAAAUAUAAACAA
Oncorhynchus keta (chum salmon) is the source of this 3761-nucleotide messenger RNA. Its product is annotated as protein sprouty homolog 4-like. Gene Ontology annotation, biological process: negative regulation of fibroblast growth factor receptor signaling pathway; multicellular organism development; negative regulation of Ras protein signal transduction. The record is from RefSeq and is a predicted model, not a curated record. NCBI's taxonomy places the organism in Eukaryota, Metazoa, Chordata, Actinopteri, Salmoniformes, Salmonidae. The transcript is spliced from 2 exons. Gene Ontology annotation, cellular component: membrane; cytosol. The coding region runs from base 187 to 1143 and encodes 318 amino acids.